AGUAAGUAUAAUAAUAAUACUAUAGUACUAUAAUAAUAAGGUGAACAGAGAGUGCGAGGUAUGGUGUGGGGCAUCCCGUCCGGCUCACUCAAUCUUACUCCGAUUCACAGAGAUGGACAAGUUUCCGGCGAUUCUCCCACCAUUCCUCAUCUUGUUUUUCUCUUUUAGCCUUUCGCUUUCCGACGGAUAUUUCACGGGAAAUUCUUCCCAUCCCGGCCUAACAUCCCAGGCCGACUCUCUCUGCGCACAGCUUAUCGAGCCCAACGGUUAUUCCUGCGCCGAAUACAUUGUUCAAACCAAGGAUGGCUACUUAUUAGCUCUUCAACGCGUCUCAUCUCGUUCUGGGGAUAUUAGAGUUCAGCAAGGUCGUCCUGUUUUGCUUCAACAUGGAUUGUUCAUGGCAGGUGAUGCAUGGUUUUUGGAUUCUACCGAGCAGUCAUUGGGCUUCAUCCUGGCAGACCAGGGUUUUGAUGUAUGGGUUGGAAAUGUUCGUGGAACACGUUGGAGUCAUGGACACACAUCUUUAUCUGAAACAGAGAAGGAAUUUUGGGAGUGGAGUUGGCAGGAAUUAGCUCUGUAUGAUCUUGCAGAAAUGUUAAACUACAUAAACUCAGUUACAAGCUCCAAAAUCUUUAUUGUUGGACAUUCACAGGGAACAAUCAUGUCUUUGGCUGCUCUCACUCAGCCGGACAUAGCGGAAAUGGUUGAAGCUGCUGCUCUUUUGUGUCCAAUAUCUUACUUGGACCAUGUCAGUGCUCCACUUGUACUUAGAAUGGUUGCAGUGCAUCUUGAUCAGAUGGUUCUUGGUUUGGGGUUACACCAAUUGAACUUCAGGAGCGAUGUGUUGGUUAACCUUGUGGAUUCAUUAUGUGAUGGCCAUGUGGAUUGUACUGAUUUUCUAAGUUCUGUAACAGGGCAGAAUUGCUGCUUUAAUAAAACUCGGAUGGACUUCUAUUUGGAGUAUGAACCUCACCCCUCAUCUGUGAAGAACUUACGCCAUCUUUUCCAAAUGAUCCGCCAGGGUACUUUUUCCCGGUAUGAUUAUGGAAUCUUGAAAAACUUACUGAUGUAUGGACAGUUUAAACCCCCAGCAUUUGAUCUUAACAGCAUACCCAAGUCAUUGCCAUUAUGGAUGAGUUAUGGAGGGAAUGAUGCCUUAGCAGAUGUAACAGAUGUGCAGCACACUCUUGAGGAAUUAACAUCCAACCCAGAGUUGCUUUAUCUCGAGAACUACGGUCAUAUAGACUUCCUUUUGAGCAUAAACGCAAAUAGAGAUGUUUAUGACCAUAUGAUCGGAUUUUUCAGUCAGUUGUGCACAGCUUAAACUGGGAAUUGGUUUUUACCUUAUCUUAACCAUUUCCUUAGGAUGGAAGUUGAGGCAAGUCCUUUUGACAGGGGUGGCAAGUUUGGUUGAAGAUACACACGCUUUUGGAGCCUGCAAAGAUACUUCCGUGACGCUUUAAGUGAAGAAACCUGGGUAGAAGUUAUGACGGAAGAUUGAAGUCAUAAUGGAAAUGCGGAUUUCAAAGUAUUUUUGUCAAGGUAAGUUAUUCUGGAAGAGCAUCAUGCAGAAAUAUCUGAUGUGCUUAUCUCCUAGUCUUUAUAAUAGAUUAUUGGCAUUAUAACUUGAUUGUAUAGGGGUUUUCCUAUUGAAGCCUUAAAUGAAAAGUUGAUUCUAUCAAAUAAUAUGUUUGUUGAUCCAACAUUUCAAGAGAAGCAUAUUGUAUUUGCUUCUUGUUAUUGUUAAUUUUAGAUGUUAUAGAGAGAUGAUGAUGGUGUCAAACGAAACAGUGAAUCAGCUAGAGCACAACUAGAGAGCGGACGCCCGGGAACAGAUAAGUUGUCAAAUGGCUACUUCCAUGAAUAAUAAAUGCUUACCGAGACAAGCAAUCUCACUAAUGCACUCACUUUUGUACGGCAUCUUUUGCAUAACAUUUUAGAAAAUACAAGAAACCAACAUAUUUUGUUUCUCUUCUAAACAUCCCUGGAACCAGCUGCUGCCAUGCCAAUUUCCAAUUCACCCAAUUUUUUCUCACAUGGCAUUGAACAAUUUGAUCAAAGAGCUGCCUAUUCAAAUGACAAAUCCAACGGUCCCAGAAUGAGGCUUAGGCAUCACCAAGAAGUUCAACAACGUUUAAUCAUGAUAAUUUUUUCCUCCACGGACGGUGCUUUUCCCGCUUCAAGUACUGUUGCAUUAAAGCUGGAUGUGACAACUAUUAGUUUGUUUUUUUCAUGGCAAUCAGUAAUAAUUUGGUUCCUAACUUAAAUUCA
Molecule: messenger RNA, 2271 nt
Organism: Durio zibethinus
Lineage: Eukaryota; Viridiplantae; Streptophyta; Magnoliopsida; Malvales; Malvaceae
Source: RefSeq, a predicted model, not a curated record